GCCGCCGCUGCCGCCGCCGCUGCCGCCGCCGCCGGGCCUCGGAAGUGCCGAGAGCGUUGUUGGGGAUCGUGGCGCGCGCGAACGCCGCCGCCGCUGCCCGGGACAGCCCGGAGAAACUCGCAUCGUGUCUGCCAAGAUCCUUCAUCACAAGGAGCAAUGCUGCCCCGAUGGGAACUGUCUUUUUACCUGGUUGCUUCACUAGGCUUCCACUUAUAUUCUUUCUAUGAAGUUUACAAAGUGUCCAGAGAACAUGAAGAAGAACUGGACCGACAGUUUGACCUGGAGGCUGGCACUUUAUUUGGAGGAUUAAAGAAGGACCCAACUGACUUUGAGUGGAGCUUCUGGAUGGAAUGGGGAAAACCGCGCCUGGUGCGCUUUCUGCUGGGCCAUAUGGCUGUGUCUCAGAUGGUCAACGUGCUUGCAAGGAAGCACAGACCCUGGAUCCUGGGGGCUUAUGGAAUGUGGGCCUCCUGGUGUGUUCUGGGGGCCCAAGGCACGGCCAUAAUUUUUCUCCACACCUUCAUCUCCUUCUGCGUAGCCCAGUUCAAGUCGCAGCUCCUGUCAUGGCUCUGUUCUCUUUUGCUGCUCUCCACACUGAGGCUGCAAGAUGUGGAGGAAGUUAAGAGAGGGUGGUACCAGACAGAAAAUGAGUACUACUUGCUGCAGUUCACGCUGACCGUGCGUUGCCUGUACUACACCAGCUUCAGCCUCGAGUUCUGCUGGCGGGAGACUGAGAACGGCUUCUACUCCUUCCCCUGGCUGGUGGCCUACGUCUUCUAUUACCCUGUUUUCCACAACGGGCCCAUCCUCAGCUACCCGGAGUUCAUCGCCCAGAUGCAGCAGCAAGAGUACUGCUCACUGAAGUCCAGCCUUCCCGCCUUUGCCCUGGGGCUGGGUCGCCUCCUCUGCUACUGGUGGCUGGCAGAGCUGAUGGUUCACCUCAUGUACAUGCACGCCAUCUACAGCAGCGCCCCUCUUCUGAGGGCCGUCUCUUGUUGGACCUUAGGAGGACUGGCAUUGGCUCAAGUGAUCUUUUUCUACUUGAAGUACUUGGUGCUUUUUGGUGUCCCAGCUCUGCUCAUGCGUCUGGAUGGACUCACACCACCACCCCUCCCUCGCUGUGUGAGCACCAUGUUCAGUUUCACGGGGAUGUGGAGGUAUUUUGACGUUGGACUGCAUGAUUUCUUAAUCAGGUAUGUGUACAUUCCCGUAGGUGGGUCCCAGCAUGGCCUGCUGGGGACACUGUUUUCCACUGCACUGACGUUUGCAUUUGUGAGCUUCUGGCAUGGUGGCCAUGACUACCUCUGGUACUGGGCAGCGCUCAACUGGCUGGGAGUCAUCACGGAGAACGCAGUCCAGAGGCUCGUGCAGACCCCGUGCAUCCAGGACAGCUUGAUUCACUUCCUUUCCCCACAAGCCCGCCGUCGAUUCCAUGCUGCCUUUGCGUCUUGUUCCACCUCCAUGCUGAUCCUGUCCAACCUGGUGUUUCUCGGGGGCAGUCAAGUCGGGAAAAUCUACUGGAACAGAAUCUUCAUACAAGGCACACUGCCCCACUGCCCCACUGCCCAGGAAAUCAGAAGAUGCCAGUCAACAUACGGAAAUGCUAUGCGGCCGUCUAAAGUCUCUGGCUGGCCGUACGUGACGCUCUCUGUCCUGGGAUUCCUGUACUGCUACUCCCAUGUGGGCAUUGCCUGGUCCCGGACAUACUCCGUGGACUAAAGCUGACCGGCCCACGCCAGCCCUUACUGCUGGCCUCCGAGGCAAAUGGUGCUUCACCCUGACCUUGCACACCAAGAUCACCUCCGAGGGACCAGUGCUUGUUUGAUCUGUUCAUCUUUUGUUGAAGUUACCUCACUCCAAGACUGGAAGCUGGAGCUGUCAUAGAAAAUUGACAACCAGAGAGGCUUCUAACUUUGGGGACCCAGAGCUCCUCUCCCCUUGUCAUAUUCCUGCUGAGUAAGCAAGGGUCCAGAGCAGGAGUAUCUCGCUCAGCUGUACAUGCUGACGUUGUGCUCUAGAACCCAGUCCCGGUGGCCCUUUGGGUUCUUUCUACUUUACCAAGAAUUAAAUGCAAUAGACAUUUCUCGAUUAGAGCACAGAAAUCCUGAUAGUGGUAAGGCCUGUUCUCCACUGAGUGUACUUCUGAAGCAUUUUGGUAACAUGUGAGUGACCUCUUCCCCAUGUCCUGUGGUGUGGUCUCUCAAACCAGCACUGGGGGCGAGUUUCACACUUCAGCUCCUCAGCAGGGAGGGAACACCACCACAGCCCUGUUUCUAAUUGCCCAAUCAAGGAACAUACAACAUGUCCUGUGGUUUCCAAGGGGUCAGUACCUAAGGAGACCUGUUAUUUGAACACUGUCCAGGUGAUUGUGCCCUAGAUUUACAGAGAAGGAUAAAUAUGGCAGUUCCUCUAGCAGACGGUUAAUCUUCAUUUCCCAGUAUAGAAGCAGAAUUAAGAAACCAGGGGAUAGCAUGUCCACAGACUAGUGCUGUCAGGCAAGUGACAGAGAGUAAGGAUGGUUACCGUCAUCUUUUCUACUCUCCGUGCAAGUCAGCUCCAGCAGUCAUCUUCCUGCGCAGUGGUUGACACUCAGUAGUUCACAUUGUUUUGUUUUGUUUCAAAUAAAAUGGAGCCUUUUCUAUCACAUUGAUAAUUUACGUAGUUGUAGAAUCAUUUUGAAUUUUUUUUGAGGAAAAUGCUUAAAUUCUAAACACGCAUAACUCUUAACUGUUCACUCUUUUGGAAAGCACAUGACAGACCACUGACCCAAGUAGUAGAUAAUUCUGAAUAUGUCUGGCUUCAGAGGGUGGUGGUGGUGGUGGUUUUGAGAGAGCAGAUGCUGAGUGGUAAAGAAGCUUUGAGGUUUCAAUCCAUUGUGUACCUCAUUAUGGGUAAACUUAAUAUAUAUCUCAAACACGUGAAUUAAAUUGUUAUUGAAUGAAAGGUUCUCUUGGA
Molecule: messenger RNA, 2955 nt
Organism: Hyaena hyaena (striped hyena)
Lineage: Eukaryota; Metazoa; Chordata; Mammalia; Carnivora; Hyaenidae
Gene: HHAT
Product: hedgehog acyltransferase
Exons: 13
Coding region: 157-1719 (520 amino acids)
Biological process (GO): protein palmitoylation
Cellular component (GO): endoplasmic reticulum
Molecular function (GO): palmitoyltransferase activity
Source: RefSeq, a predicted model, not a curated record